This is a messenger RNA of Oryza sativa Japonica Group (Japanese rice), 1216 nucleotides long. The record is from RefSeq and is a predicted model, not a curated record. NCBI's taxonomy places the organism in Eukaryota, Viridiplantae, Streptophyta, Magnoliopsida, Poales, Poaceae.
AAGAACACCACACCAUGCAAAGCUCACACACUUCAGCUCGAGAUCGAGCUAAGCUAGCAGGCAAAGGCAUUAGCGAUUAAUUAGCAUGGCGUCGCUGUGGCGGCUGGCGCUGGCGGCGGCGAUGUGCGGCGCGCUGAUCCUGUCGUCGUCGUCGUCGGCGGCGGCGGCCGGGAAGAAGACCGGGCGGAUCACGGUGUACUGGGGGCAGACGGCGGCGGAGGGGCGGCUCCGGGAGGCGUGCGGCAGCGGGCUGUACACGACGGUGAUCGUCUCCUUCCUCACCGGCUUCGGCGGCGGCCGGUACAAGCUGGACCUCGCCGGCCACGACCGGGGCGCCGUGGGGCCCGACGUGAAGUACUGCCAGUCCAGGGGGGUGCUCGUCCUCCUCUCCAUCGGCGGCGGCAUCGGCAGGUACUCCCUCGCCUCCAAGGCCGACGCCAAGGCCGUCGCCGACCACCUCUGGGACUUUUACCUUGGCGGCCGCUCCAAGUCCCGCCCCUUCGGCGACGCCGUGCUCGACGGCAUCGACUUCGACAUCGAGCUCGGCCGCCCCGCCCACUACGACGACCUCGCCAGGUACCUCAAAGCUUACAGCGGGAGGAAGCCAGGGGGUAAGAAGGUGUGGCUGACGGCGGCGCCGCAGUGCCCGUUCCCGGACAGGAUGCUGGGCGAGGCGCUGCGCACGGGGGUGUUCGACCGCGUCCACGUCCAGUUCUACAACAACCCGGCCUGCAGCUACCGCGCCAGCAACGCCGCCGCGUUCGCCGCGGCGUGGAGGAAGUGGGCGUCCAGCCUGCCGAGGAGCUCCGUCUACCUCGGGCUCCCGGCGGCGCCGGGCGCGGCGAACAGCGGGUACGUCCCGCCGGCGGCGCUGGCGGGGGAGGCGCUGCCGAUCGUGCAGCGGUCGAGGAACUACGGCGGCGUGAUGCUGUGGAGCAGGUACUGGGACCGGCGCACCGGCUACAGCAAGAAGAUAAAGCAUGCCGUGUGAUUGUACUACUAUGUGUGCUUAAUAUUGGAAUAAGGGUGGCCUUGCAGUAGUUCUUACUGCUGACAAAAUGGCCCUGCGAUCACACCUUAUGUGACUGUAUAAUUAGUGUGUGUUUGGGGAAGAAGAGCAUAUGGAUGCUAGCUUCCAAGUAUAUUGUGUAUGUGUAUGUCCAAUAAUAAUAUUGUGUAAUAAAAUAAAAUGGCAAGUCGUCCUUGUCAGGAAGAA